Messenger RNA from Dermatophagoides pteronyssinus (European house dust mite), 689 nucleotides. RefSeq lists its product as uncharacterized. NCBI's taxonomy places the organism in Eukaryota, Metazoa, Arthropoda, Arachnida, Sarcoptiformes, Pyroglyphidae. Gene Ontology annotation, molecular function: nuclear estrogen receptor binding. Gene Ontology annotation, cellular component: MLL3/4 complex. Gene Ontology annotation, biological process: positive regulation of cell cycle G1/S phase transition; positive regulation of intracellular estrogen receptor signaling pathway. The record is from RefSeq and is a predicted model, not a curated record.
UGAAAAAUGACUCAAUUGUCGCGCUCAUCUAACACAAAUAAUUUUUCAAUUGUUAAAUCCAACAUCUUGAUAUUUUGAUGAUAAUAAUGGAUUCAAACGAUAUCUGGGCCAAUUGUAGUGAUGAAGAAACUUAUUAUGAAUCGAAUGUUCAUUAUCGAUUACAUCCAUCCAAUCGAAAUGUACGAUUAUGGGAACCAUCAGGCGUGGAUAUUGUAACCCUAUAUGAACAAAUCAAAACGAACGGUUAUGUUGAAUUAGAAUGGAAAUGUCCAGGACGGAUAUCACCAUCGCAAUUAACCGAUGAUCAACAAAUGAAUGAAUCGAAUGAUGGAAAACAAAACAAUGAACAAGAAUCUAAUGACCAUGAACAAGUGGAAAAAACUGAAUUCGAUUUUGAUAAUGCAUUCGAUGAAGAUUCAACAUUAUCGCCCAAUAAAUCAACAAACCGUUUGUUGGGAAAACAUUCCCGUUCUCAAUCGAUGAUUACGAAAACCAAAACUACAACAAAUCUAACAAAAGUUAUGCAAAAUAUUAAAAAAUAUCAACUCAACGAUUCAUCUGAUCAAUCAUCUGCCUGAAAUAUUUAUUCCAAUCAAUAAUGGCAAAAUAAAAACCAAAAUCGCUUUCAAGAUGAAUGAAAAAGAAAAUUGACAAAAAACGGAAAUGGAUGUUUAGUAUCCUAAGAAUGA